AUGAAACACCGUGCGCGCUCUUCGUCCAACGUCAAGGCGCCCACGGAUCUUGCACGCCUCCGCGAGCAGCGCGAUUCCUUUGCCGACGGCGCAGCACACAAGCAAUUCCUCUCUGCCCACGAUAGCCAAGUGUUUGGGGUGCCUCUUGAGGAGUCCGUGCGGGUGGCCGGGGUGGGUAUCUCGCUCCAGGCGCCGCAACCCGGCGAGCUCGUAUUGUACGGCUCGAUUCCGAUGGUGGUGGCAAACUGCGGGCGGUUUCUCAAGAAGAAUGCGCUCGAGGUGGAGGGGAUUUUCCGGAUAGGUGGAAGCUCCAAGCGAGUCAAGGAACUCCAGUUUGUGUUCAGCUCCCCGCCGAACUAUGGGCGAAACCUUGAUUGGGAACUCGGGGGGUACCACGUGCACGAUGCGGCGUCGCUUCUCCGGCGGUACUUAAACUCGCUCCCGGAGCCGUUAGUGCCGUUAGAGAUGUACGAGGAGUUCCGGGCUUCUGCCUCGGCCCGGCAUAUCCUCCUUGGCGAAAUCAACUCCGCGCUCGCCGACUACAAGACCCUCCUCAACCGCCUCCCGCCCACCAACAAACAGGUUAUUUUGUACCUCCUUGACAUGCUCAACCUCUUUGCCAUGAACUGCAAGGCCAACUUGAUGCACGCCAAGAACCUCGCCGCCAUUUUCCAGCCAUCGUUGCUCAGUCACCCCAAUCACGACCUCGAUCCAAGCGAGUACGACAAUUCCCGGCCGGUGGUGGAGUUUUUGAUCCAGUACGCCGACCGUUUGUUGCCGAAUUUAACCAAGAGUGAC
Babjeviella inositovora NRRL Y-12698 is the source of this 798-nucleotide messenger RNA. RefSeq lists its product as uncharacterized. Gene Ontology annotation, cellular component: cell cortex. Gene Ontology annotation, biological process: signal transduction; regulation of fungal-type cell wall organization; activation of GTPase activity. NCBI's taxonomy places the organism in Eukaryota, Fungi, Ascomycota, Pichiomycetes, Serinales. The record is from RefSeq and is a predicted model, not a curated record. Gene Ontology annotation, molecular function: GTPase activator activity. The annotation marks the transcript as partial. The transcript has 2 exons.